Phyllostomus hastatus (greater spear-nosed bat) is the source of this 2492-nucleotide messenger RNA. It is a transcript of the gene THPO, whose product is annotated as thrombopoietin. The transcript is spliced from 6 exons. Gene Ontology annotation, cellular component: extracellular region. Gene Ontology annotation, molecular function: hormone activity; cytokine activity. Gene Ontology annotation, biological process: positive regulation of hematopoietic stem cell proliferation; thrombopoietin-mediated signaling pathway; positive regulation of ERK1 and ERK2 cascade. NCBI's taxonomy places the organism in Eukaryota, Metazoa, Chordata, Mammalia, Chiroptera, Phyllostomidae. Bases 279 to 1340 code for a protein of 353 amino acids. The record is from RefSeq and is a predicted model, not a curated record.
GGCAGGCGUGUGUCCCCACUGCCGUGGAGGGGCUAUGCCCCAACGCCACAUGCUUUCCUACCCAUCCGCUCCCCAGAGUGCUGCCUGCUCUGCACCUGGGUCCUGGAGUCCUUCUCUGCCUGGACAGAGUCCAGCCCCUCUCCCUUGGCCCACCUGUGCCGUGCCCCACCCCACUCUGCCCAGAAGUGCAAGAGCCCAAGCCGCCUCCAUGGCCUCAGGAAGGAUUCAGGGGAGAGGCCCCAUACAGGGAGCCGCUCCAACAAGACAGCCUGGCCAGAAUGGAGCUGACUGAACUGGUCCUCGUGGUCACGCUUCUCCUAACUGCAAGACAAACUCAGUCCAGCCCAGCUCCUCCCGCCUGUGACCCACGACUCCUAAAUAAACUGCUACGUGACUCCCAUGUCCUUCACGGCAGACUGAGUCAGUGCCCAGACAUUAACCCUUUGUCCAUACCUGUGCUGCUGCCUGCUGUGGACUUCAGCUUGGGAGAAUGGAAAACCCAGACGGAACAGACCAAGGCACAGGACGUCCUGGGAGCAACAGCCCUUCUGCUGGAGGGAGUGAUGGCAGCACGGGGACAGCUGGGACCCACUUGCCUCUCAUCCCUACUGGGACAGCUUUCUGGACGGGUCCGCCUCCUCCUUGGGGCCCUGCAGGGCCUCCUAGGAACCCAGCUUCCUCUACAGGGCAGGACUGCAGCUUACAGAGAUCCCAAUGCCAUCUUCCUGAGCUUCCAGCAACUGCUCCGAGGAAAGGUGCGUUUCCUGCUGCAUGCAGUAGGGCCCACCCUUUGUGCCGAGCAGGCCCUGCCCACCACAGCUGCCCCACGCAGUGCCUCUCUAUUGCUCACACUGAACAAGCUUCCAAACAGGACUUCUGGAUUGUCGGAGACAAACUCCAGUGUCUCCGCCAAAACUACUGGCUCUGGUCUUCUGAAGAGGCUGCAAGGAUUCAGAGCCAAGGUUCCUGGUCUGCUGAACCAAACCUCCAGGUCCCUAGACCAAAUCCCAGGACACCUGAACGGGACACAUGGACCUUUGAAUGGAACUCAUGGACUCUUUCCAGAACCCUCGCCCAGGGCCCUGGGAACCCUGAACAUUCCUCCAGGAGCUUCGGACACAAACUCCCUGCCCCCCAGCCCCCAGCCUGGAUAUUCUCCUUCCCUAACCCAUCCUCCCCCUGGACGACAUACACUCUUCUCCCCCUCACCCACUUUGCCCACCCCCAUGGUCAAGCUCCAACUCCCUCCUCCCGGCCCCUCUGCUAUCAUGCUCAACCCGACCAGUCCUCUUCUAACUGCAGCACACCCUCACUCCCAGGAUCUGUCUCAGGAACAGUGAGGUUCUCAGACACUGCCAACAGCAGCACUGUCCCCCCUCCCCUGUGUAGUUCUCUCACCCGGAGGAGAGCCCUGGGAGACAACUGCAGCCCUGCCAGAGUCCCUGCUUUCACCUGAAACACCCAGCCCUGGUAAAAGUGAAUACACAGGACGGGAACUGGGGUCAUUUUUCAGUUUGAAACACCAGAAGCUAUUUUUUUAAGCUAUCAAUAAUAUUCAGCAGAGCAGCUAGUUAUCUUCGGUCUAUUUUCUGCACAAAUGUCCAAAUUACAAAUUCUCCAUGUUUUUUCAUACAAUAAUUCCUCAAAGGCCUGGACCGGCCUGGCCUCUGAACAGAGGUAGAGACUAAUCUUCUGUGAGAAAAACAGAAAAACGAGCUUUGGUUUCUAUUCAAAACUAAAGUUAGUCUCUUUACCCCCUUUUACCAUCAUUCUCAAUAGGACUCUGAUCUCCUUUUCUUAGGAGAUUCUUACUCUUGAGAAAUGAAUGAGAAGUUGUCUCCCAGAAAGACUGUCCCUACAUAAUAGACAAAACUGAGCCUGGAUAAAAUAAAGAAUGAAUGAGAGUACCCAAAAGCUAACUGAAAAGAAAGAGCACAACGUUCGUCUCAGGGAGUAAUAGUUCUGUCGCUCCCUAAAAAAAAAAAAAAAAAAAAAGCUAACAGGAAGUCUAGGAGUGCCUCACACCUCAGGUAAGCCUGUGCAGACAGUUCAGUCAAGAGGAGACCUGCAUGUGACAGCUGAGCAAACAGGGAGAGCUUCAGCAGCUCAGUGGGAAGCUUCGCCAGGCUUGGGUUCCUGCCUCCCUCCUGUGGAGGUCAGGGGGAAGUGCAGGAAGUGCCAUGAGUCGGUCUCCUGGGGCUCACACAGCAGGAGAGACAAGUACAACUCAAGUACAAGUUGAAGGCUCAUUUCCCAGUUCCCAGAAGUGAAUGGUAUCUAAAAAGUGACCUUGUGUGACCGCUGUGAACUCUGGGAGGGGAUCUCUAGAAAAGAAGCCAGGGUUAUGGGGCUUUGCCAAUAAAUGUCAUCUUGGUGCUUAGAAAGUUUCUAUUGCCCCAAACAAAAACUCCACUGCAAAGGUCACCACCACAUCCAGAGGCUCCUGUAGGGAAAACUAAUGGAAGUUUUACCUCUUCCUCCCUACCAAAAGG